CUGGAGCUCAUGCACUCAGAUGUCAAGAUGAGCGGGGACGUAGCCGAUUCCACAGAUGGUCACGGUGCCCUCAGCCAGGUGGACACAGGAAAUGAUCGAAACAGCCUAGAUUUCAACAGGCAGAUUAAAACCGAGGACCUCAGCGACUCCCUGCAGCAGACACUCUCGCACCGGCCAUGCCCCCUGAGCCAGGGACCUGCCAUGAUGCCUGGAAGCCAAGUGUCUGGGGACCUGACGUCCCUCCAUCCCCUCCAGCAGCUCGUGCUGGUUCCCGGCCACUUGCAGUCCGUCUCGCAGUUCCUGCUCUCUCAGACUCAGCCGGGGCAGCAAGGUCUGCAGCCCAAUCUUCUCCCCUUCCCACAGCAGCAAAGCCCCCUGCUCCUCCCACAGCCUGGACCUGGCCUGGCAUCUCAGGCAGUCGGGCGCCCGGGGCUGCCGGGACCCUCCUUAGACCCCCACCUGGAAGUGCCCCAGCAUCUCCCGGUGCCGAAGCAUCUGCCUGGUUCUGGGGGCGCCGAUGAGCCCAGCGACCUGGAGGAGCUGGAGAAGUUUGCCAAGACCUUCAAGCAGAGGCGCAUCAAGCUGGGCUUCACACAGGGGGACGUGGGGCUGGCGAUGGGGAAGCUGUACGGCAACGACUUCAGCCAGACCACCAUCUCACGGUUUGAGGCCCUCAAUCUAAGCUUCAAGAACAUGUGCAAGCUCAAGCCGCUGCUGGAGAAGUGGCUGAGCGAUGCCGAAGCCUCCCCGGCGGACCCCUCGGUGAGCACCCCCAGCGCCGGCCCCGCCUUCACCGAAGUGUUCGGGAGGAAGAGGAAGAAACGCACCAGCAUUGAGACCAACAUCCGCCUGACCCUGGAGAAGAGAUUCCAGGAUAACCCCAAGCCGAGCUCAGAGGAGAUCUCCAUGAUUGCAGAGCAGCUGUCCAUGGAGAAGGAGGUGGUGAGGGUCUGGUUCUGCAACCGACGCCAAAAAGAGAAGCGGAUCAACUGUCCUGUGGCCACACCCAUCAAGUCACCCGUCUACACGUCCCGUCUGGUCUCUCCUUCCGGGUCUCUGGGCCCCCUCUCCAUCCCUCCCGUCCACAGCACCAUGCCUGGAACAGUGACCUCGUCCUGUUCCCCAGGGAGCAGCAGCAGGCCCUCCUCGCCCAGCGCAGGCCUCCCCACUUCUUCUCAACACAACACCAAGACAGUGGCCAACUCCUCCAGCCUUGGCGCUUCAGGGCCCUGGUACCGAUGGAAUCACCCCACCUACCUGCACUGAGCAGCGGCUCCGCCCCCCAGAUGCUCCCAAGCGAGCGGAAGGCACCACCACCACGAGCCUGAGCUUGCCUUCUCCAGACAAGGCCUCGGAGGCCUAAACCGCGAUUGGCUCGCGUGGGGCCCCCAUGCCCUGGAAACAUGUCCGUCCCGGAGCUGGCCUUCCUGCCCGGCCCGUCGCUAGUUCUGUUUCAGGCAGCAUCGCUGCCCAGGCCUUUCCGGGAAAGGACAUCUCGCCUUUGAUCUCUGCCUCUUCCGGGGACAGCACGCUGGGUGCCAGCCAGCAGGGCUCCAGCUCUGGGGACAGCCCAGCCACGCUGGGUGCCAGCCAGCAGGGUGACAGCUCUGGGGACAGCCACGCUGGGUGCCAGCCAGCAGGGUGACAGCUCUGGGGACAGCCACGCUGGGUGCCAGCCAGCAGGGUGACAGCUCUGGGGACAGCCACGCUGGGUGCCAGCCAGCAGGGUGACAGCUCUGGGGACAGCCACGAUGGGUGCCAGCCAGCAGGGUGCCUGCUCUGAGCUCCUUCUGAAACCCAGGAGGAGCUGUGAAUCUGCCGCCUCUGGCAAAGCCUCACCGUUUCCUCUGCUCAGCAGCUUUUUCUGACUGAAUCUUCUUUCACCCGGUGUUCUCCGUGGCCCUGCCCCCUUGCAUAGGACCAAACCCACUCAUGCUUUUGUUCUCGAAGUUCCCUCCUCUUUAGAGAAGGACAAGUCCCUCCGUCGGGGCAUUUCUCUGCUCCCCGAGGCUCCCUGCCAGCUACACCUGUCACCAAGCCAGGAGCUUGUCCCUCUCACCUGCCCUCAGCUCAGCCUCCCUCCGUCUCCCGGCUGCAGAAGGAAGAACAAUGAUGCUAUCAAAAUGCCUGUAUAGAGCCUUCUCCUGGUUUUUUUUUUGUUGUUGUUUUUUUCAUUAUAUUCUCUCCUUACUGCGGAAUUUUCCAGCAAAAUGUUUAACUCAGGUGUGAAUUUCAAACGUAUCUCUGUAGUAUUUUAUCAUCUUUUAAGAAAAAAGGAAGAAAAUGAAAAGAAAAAACACCAGCGUGUGAAAUACUGUGCUAAGUCCCACAAGAGUUCCCACGUGGGCUGGGAAUUCUUGUUAACGUCAUGGCAACACCCCUGCCCUCUCCUCUUUGGGCCACUGUGCAGAGAUGUCACAGGAAGCCAUCCUAGAAAUAGAAACUUAAAAAUAAAAUCUGCAUACCCAA
Myotis davidii is the source of this 2469-nucleotide messenger RNA. RefSeq names its product POU class 2 homeobox 3 (gene POU2F3). The transcript is spliced from 13 exons. Gene Ontology annotation, cellular component: nucleus. Gene Ontology annotation, molecular function: DNA-binding transcription factor activity, RNA polymerase II-specific; RNA polymerase II cis-regulatory region sequence-specific DNA binding. Gene Ontology annotation, biological process: regulation of transcription by RNA polymerase II. Bases 10 to 1266 code for a protein of 418 amino acids. Lineage: Eukaryota; Metazoa; Chordata; Mammalia; Chiroptera; Vespertilionidae. The record is from RefSeq and is a predicted model, not a curated record.